Perca flavescens (yellow perch) is the source of this 2098-nucleotide messenger RNA. It is a transcript of the gene btr30, whose product is annotated as bloodthirsty-related gene family, member 30. The transcript has 11 exons. Lineage: Eukaryota; Metazoa; Chordata; Actinopteri; Perciformes; Percidae. Gene Ontology annotation, molecular function: zinc ion binding; protein binding. The record is from RefSeq and is a predicted model, not a curated record. Bases 80 to 1975 code for a protein of 631 amino acids.
CACAUUGAGAUUCUUCUUUAACAUGUGCAACCCAUGUUAAACAAGCAUCUCACCAUGUUAAACAAGCAUCUCAACUCACAUGGGAGCUCCGAGCACCUGUGAGUCCCCGCCCACCCGUGACGUCACAGACCAACCUGAGUUUCAGGCUCCGACAGAAAAGACUCCCAGAGAAGAAGAAAGCAGCAGGGUGAUGAUGGCGGAGGCGGCGACCCCAGAUCUGUUCUCAGAGCAGGAGUUAACCUGCUCCAUCUGUCUGGAUCUGUUCAACCAGCCGGUCUCCACUCCCUGUGGACACAACUUCUGUCAGGCGUGUAUCGGAGGUUACUGGGCGUCUGGCGCGGCGUGCACCUGUCCUCUCUGCAAACGCCAGUUUGAUGAACGCCCUCAGCUCAGCGUCAACAAAGUCUUCGCUCUCAUUGCCGAGAAAUUCAAAGUGAUCCGCUACGGCGCCGCGGGGUUACCCUCGUCUGUCGGGAACGGGACGCCGGCGCCUGCGGUGACCCCAGAUGAUCCGUCCAUGGUGGCGGUGGCGCCCGGCGAUGACGUGGUGUGGUGUGACGUGUGCACGGGCCUGAAGCAGCCGGCGGUCAGCUCCUGCCUCACCUGCACCGCCUCAUACUGCUCGCUGCACCUGCAGCCGCACCACAGCACGCCGUUCUAUGCCAAACACCCGCUGAUGGCGCCGCAGGACGCGCUGCGGGGGCGCACCUGCCGCGUGCACCGCCGCCUGCUGGAGGUGUACUGUCGGACAUGUGAGCGCUGCAUCUGUGCCCUCUGUGUGCUGGACGAACAUCGGAUCCACAAAACUGUCUCGGUGCAGACGGAGAGACUCACCAAACAGAAGCAGGUGGCAAGGACGGAGCAGGAGAUCCUGAACCGGAUCGGACAGAAAGAGAUUCAUGUUACUCAGCUGAAGAGGAAACUGGACGCAGCCAAGAGCUACGCAGACGGCGAGCGUGGCGAGGUGGAGCAGCUUCUGGACGACGUGGCGGUCUCUCUGGACCGGAUCCGGUCCCGCGUGGUGGGGGGUAUCCAGAUCCAGCUGGACGGCGUGAUGGAGAAGGGGACGGGGCUAGUGAGGCGUCUGGAGGCGGAGCUUAGUCAGCUGACUGAGAGGAGAGCAGAGCUGGAGAAGCAGGCCGUCAGCCAGGAUCACAUCGGCUUCCUACAGAGUCUGGACUGUGCGGCGGCCCCCCUGGCCGAGGACCAGGAUGCUGAUCUGGAUGAAGAGUUCUCAGAGUUUUCUCUCAGCUUCCAGCUGGACGACGUCAAGAACUCAUUGGCCGACAUCAGGGACAGGAUGGACCUCAUCAGGAUGGGGGGGGGACCAACCCCCAGGGGGGGCUCAGUGAUUGUUAAUGUUAACCAUCUUCAUUCUGUUGCAGGACACAAGAAGGUGCGAGUCUACAUGGAGGACGUGGCGUUGAACCCCGUGACGGCGUACCCCUUCCUGAUCCUGUCCUCAGACAGGAAACAGGUGAAGCGCGGCGAGACGCUGCAGUUCUUCCGGAGCAGCCCGCAGCGCUACGACGUCUGGUCCUGCGUCCUCGCCAAGGAGGGCUAUGCCACCGGCCGCCACUACUGGGAGGUGUUUGUCGGCGAGAGCAAGGACUGGAAGCUGGGCGUGGUCACGGAGACGGCGAGCAGGAAAGGGCUGUUUGACAUGAGUCCGUCUAACGGGUACUACGCCCUCUGGUGGGGCGGAGGCCAGCUGAGAGCUCACGGCCCCUCACUAAGUGUGGGGCGCUGUGUGUUUUGUGCCGGCGGUGCAGGUGAAGAGCCCCCCGAGGCUGCGUCAGGUGGGGUGUUCCUGGACGUGGACGAGGGUCACGUGACCUUUUAUAACGCCAAGUCUGGCUCGGAGAUCUACAGCUUCAGCGGAGCCGGCGAGUUCACCGAGAGGAUGUUUCCUCUGCUGGGGACCGGGGACAAAGAGACGCCGCUGGUGCUGAUGACCACUCAGCCCGAUGCCUGAGGGGGGGAUAAUGGGGGAAGAAAAAGGGGAACACCUGGACGGUUCUUGACUUUAAAAUGUGCCAAAAACAUUGGAAAAAGUGCUGCAAAUGUAAAAAAAAGAAAAUAAAAAGGGGACACCUGA